Microdochium trichocladiopsis is the source of this 1644-nucleotide messenger RNA. RefSeq lists its product as uncharacterized. NCBI's taxonomy places the organism in Eukaryota, Fungi, Ascomycota, Sordariomycetes, Xylariales, Microdochiaceae. The coding region runs from base 43 to 1428 and encodes 461 amino acids. The record is from RefSeq and is a predicted model, not a curated record. The transcript has a single exon.
CACCAACAUUGAUCACCACUACGAGCACGUCUGUCCGCCCCGAUGCCGGAACAACAAGGGACAGAACAACGACAACCGCGGUCCCGCGUGCUCACACGCCGCGCCCUCGGCGCCGUGGCAGUAUGCUGCACGAUCCUCACGACCCUCUCCCUGCUCGCGACGCUGUCGGCCGGCGGGAUGGAAAUCGACGGCGACUGCAUGGACUCCCCGGGCCCCAGCAGCGGCGGCGGCGGAGGAGGCUGCCUACUCUUCCAGUCCCUCGCACCGCUGCACUUUAGCGGCAUCCUGCCUAUCGCCGACGACAUCAAUAACAACAGCACCACUACCAACAUCUCCACUCCCAGCACAGACGGGCGGCCGAGAUACCAGGUCACAAUGUACUUCUUCCAGAACGCAUUCUCCUUCCACUGGCCCGCCGCGCCGACCUGGGACACGGCAGCCGGCAUCAUCCACAAUGUCGACCGCGGGCUGUACCCGUCCUCGCCCGCGCUGCGGCUCCCCUCGGACCUCGCCGCCGUCGCGCGCCGCAUGCGUCUCCCGCACGCGGACUACGAGUGUCUCGAGGAUCACCACUUUGGCGGGGGUGGCAGGCAGAUCCGUGCCGCAACGGACGGAGAAGCAGGGGAAGCAGCGGCAGCGGCGUGCGCGAAUCCGUUCUUGGAGAUGUGGCGGGUGCUCAGUAGGCCGGAGGCGCAGCGGGAGGGCGGCGCCGGGGGCGUGUUCCACGCCAUGGUGUCGAGUAUCCUGUUCUUGUUCGCGGGGCUGGUGAUCGUCACUCUGCCUCUGUAUGAGUGGAUCAUGAGGAUGGGACUGCCGGGUCUGUUCGCGUGGAAGGAGCAGGUGGAGGAAGAGGAGCGGAUCAGGCUAAGGGGAAACCGGCAGCCGACGAGCGCUAGGCCCGCGGGCGGCGAUGGCGGCGAAGCAGAGGAGGAGGAUGACGAGGAUCAAGACGCGGCCGGGCGGGAGUGUACGUGCCCGCCCCCGAUGCGCAAGAUGGGCCUCUGUCUCUGCUACAGACUUCGCACAGGACUCGCCAAAGCCGGCUCGCCAGCGGGUGUGCGCGACACGGCGAGAGCGUCGAUGUUGAGCGUGGCCGGGAUAUUGUACGCGCUAGGAGCUGUCGCGUUGUUCGUCGAGGCCCGUCUGAUCAAGACGUAUGUCGAUGCUGUGGAUGAGGAGAUGGCCGCGCAAGGAGGCGGAGGCAUGCAGGCCGGUUACGGGGCGGGAUUCUUUGUGUCCAGUGCUCUCACGCUGGCUUGCAUCGCGGUGGCUGUGGCUUGCCUCGCCAUCCGGGCGCGGAUGGAGAGGCAGACUGGCCGGAUCAGACUUGAAGAUUACGAGACUGUUCCUGGGGUGGAGCCCGAGGACGACAUCGAUGGGACGGACAGUGCUGCAGAUGCGGUGGCCAGCAAUGAGGGAGAGCGGUAGCAUGAGAUUUAUGACAGAAAAUUGCGCAAAGAUAGGCCCUAAGCAGGAUUUGGGCAGCCUUCAAAUUGGAAUAGAUUGAUGCCAACCAGGAGCCACGCCGGGAGCGGAAAACACGCCCGGUGCGGCAGACCUAUGCGAGACCUUCCGUUCACCAUCAAUCUUAGAAGGACUGAUGAUAGCUAUGCGAAACCCAGGCCGGGACUAAAUCAUGUAAAU